This is a messenger RNA of Akanthomyces muscarius, 2262 nucleotides long. RefSeq lists its product as uncharacterized. Gene Ontology annotation, biological process: exocytosis; exocyst localization. NCBI's taxonomy places the organism in Eukaryota, Fungi, Ascomycota, Sordariomycetes, Hypocreales, Cordycipitaceae. Gene Ontology annotation, molecular function: SNARE binding. The coding region runs from base 1 to 2262 and encodes 753 amino acids. The record is from RefSeq and is a predicted model, not a curated record. Gene Ontology annotation, cellular component: exocyst. The transcript has a single exon.
AUGGACGACACGCCCGCGCCGAAGCUCUCGGAGCUGCUGCGGCACCCCGACGACCUCGACAAGAUCCCCGGGCUCAAGCAGGAGUUUGCGCGCAAAAAGGGUGCCGUCGACGGGCAGCUGCGCAACGGCCUGCGCGAGCAGCUCGAGCGCACCCAGUCGGGCAUGAACGGCCUCGCCGACGGCCAGCGCACCGUGCAGCUCAUCAAGGACGAGAUGAUGCACAUUGACCGCCUCUGCUCCGAGUCGCAGACCAUGAUCCAGGACUUUGCCAGCAUCAACCUGGUCUCGCAGGCCCAUCGCAACUUUGUCGCCGUCGAGACGAUGCGCCGCAACCUCGAGGCGUUUGACGACCGCCUCAACGUCGUCGAGACGAUGCUGCGCGCCGACGACGAGGACCAAGAAAACAUGCCCAAUCUGCUGCCCUGCCACUACGAGCUCACGCAGCUGCGCAACAUCCGCGACGACGCCAUGGAGCAGAUUCAGCGCGCUGACGACUCCUCCCUCGAGGCGACCCUGGAAGACUACUUUGCGCGUCUCGACGACGUCAUUGACUGGUUCGACGAGCACGUCGGCCUCGUCGCCAUGAACCUCAUCAGCCUCGUCGUCAACGACAACAACGGCCUGGUGGUGCGCUUCGCCGUCAUCAUGGAGGCCGAGGAGAAGAGCGACCGGCGCGUCCUCGCCCUGCAGGACGCCCUAAAAGACCAUAAAGAAAUCGCCGUGCGCUUCCAGGGCAUCGCCGACGGCGCCAAAAAGGUCCGCGGCUACAAGGACAAGUUCCUUGCGGCCAUCAAGCUUGGCGCCGAAUCACAGUUUGAAGCCUCGCGCGAAGAGUUCCUCGACGACCCGAAGAGCCUGGAAAAGAUUAUGAAGUGGUUCUUCAACGACCUCAACGCCGUGCGCGUCGGCAUGACGCCGCUCAUGCCGAAGCGCUGGAACAUCGGUAAAGUCUACGCGGACAUCUACCACGCCCUCAUGCGCGACUUUCUCGUCGGCAUGGUCGACGACCCCGAGGCUUCGUCGGCGCACACGCUCGAAAUCAUCAGCUUCCCCGAGAAGUACUAUCGCAAAAUGGCCAAGAUGGGCUACGCGCAGGCCGACCUCUCGCCGCACGUCAUCGACAACCGCGAGGCGGAGCUCGUGCGCGACUUUCGCCAGCUCAUCAUCCGCUUCCUCGACGAGUGGAUCGAGCGCAUCUUUGCGCAGGAGGAGCGCGACUUUGCCGAGCGCAACGCCGUCGAGGGCAGCAACCUCGACACGGACGAGUACGGGUACUUUCGCACCAAGAACCUCGUCGCGCUGUGGCGCAUGCUGCGGGAGCAGGUCGACGCGGCCGUCAACUCGCAGCGCGCCGACGUCGUCGAGGGCGUCAUCGACGCCAUGUUUGUGCGGCUCCGCCAGCGCCAGCAGCAGCAGCAGCGCAUGCUCGAGGACGAGGCCCUGCGCUACGAGACGGGCAAGGUGCCCGACCUCGAGGGCUUCCAGGCGCUGCAGGACUGGCUCGUCGCGACGGCCAACGACCAGAUUGCGUGCAUCGACGACGGCGAGGACGAGACGCGCCUCGGCUACCUCUCCUCGUUCCGGCAAAAGUUUGAGCCCCACGUCACGCCGCAGUACCUCGAGCGCGUCGAGCAGGAGCUCGGCGCGCUGCGCGACGGCUACGUCGACUGCAGCACCUGGUGCAUCAACAAGUUUGCGCAGCUCGUCUUCGCCAUCGACUUCAAGGCCGUCAUGCCCGACUUCUUCACCCCGCGGUGGUACACCGCCACGGCCAUGAAGCAGAUGGUCGUCACCCUCGACGAGUACGUCAACGACUACCGCGCCGUCCUCCACCACUCCCUCGUCGACAUCUUCAUCGAAAUCUUUGCCGACGAGCUGCUCGUGCGCUACCUCUCCAGCGUGCGCAACAAGGGCGCCAAGUUUCGCCGCGCCGACCCCUUUCGCGACAAGCUCUUCAACGACAUCGCCACCGCGUUUGAGUAUUUCGGCAGCCUGCCGAACCCAGACGUCGGCGCCUCCAUCAAGCAGACGUGGCGCGUCACCGAGGGCUUCCUCGCCCUGCUCUCGGCGGACCGCGCGGCCGUGCCCGACGAGUUUGCGGCGCUCAAAGCUAGGUACUGGGACCUGCAGAUCAGCUGGGUCGAGGCCGCGCUGCGCAGCAGGGACGACUUUGAGCGCGCCAUGCUGAAUGCCGUCAAGGCGAGGGCCGCGCAGGUCGAGGUGUCGCGCGGACCAGAGACCAUCAUGGCCAAGAUUAAAUAA